Molecule: messenger RNA, 5644 nt
Organism: Chelmon rostratus (copperband butterflyfish)
Lineage: Eukaryota; Metazoa; Chordata; Actinopteri; Chaetodontiformes; Chaetodontidae
Exons: 9
Coding region: 54-4631 (1525 amino acids)
Biological process (GO): regulation of transcription by RNA polymerase II
Molecular function (GO): RNA polymerase II cis-regulatory region sequence-specific DNA binding; DNA-binding transcription factor activity
Source: RefSeq, a predicted model, not a curated record
AAGCAGCAGCAGCGUGUGUUGCUCCUCGCUAAGCUAACUGCUCGUCCAGCCUCAUGGAGGAUCACUGUUAUCAUGUAGCAGAAGAGAAAGUGAAGGAGCGACAGCUGACGUCACCAGAGAGGCGAAAACACGAAGAAGCGAAACGAAGUCGCGACAGACGACGACAGAAAACCAGGAUUAACAUCGGCGCUGCCUUCCCCAGGUGGAAGUCACUGAUGAGGGACAGGUGUCUUCACAGUGAUGCGGAAGUGGCCAGUCUCCUGCUGAACAGCUAUGAGAGAGGUCCCUCAACAUGGACCUCAGUGAAGAGAAAACCUGGUCCGGCAGGGUCUAGCAUCGGUGCUUGUGCUGGGACGGACAGAGACGAGAAUCAGAACGUGAUCGUAGAAGCUGCAGAAGUUCAGAGCCUUGAACAGAGACCAACAGGGUGCGCUGUUCGUCGCUCCGCUUCGCUCUCCUCGAAGCGAACCGUCGUCGAUGCGGAACUCCGUGUGUGUGUUUACGUCCCCGCUGGCUCUCUUUGUUCGCAGAGAAGGAGGAAAAUGUGCGCCGUGCAGCUGCUGCGGGUGUCGGUACAUGAGCGGAUUAGCGCCGCCGCUGAAGACUUUCUGCUGCAGGUGGAAAAAGGAGAAGAAGCGGCUGAAAUCCCGGCGCUGAGAGCGCUGCUCACCGAGCGGCUAACGGCGGCUGCGGAGGAGAUCGUCGGUCUGUUGGAGGAAACCGUGGCGGAGUAUGAAGACAGAGUCGAGCGGUCAGAGCGGGAGAUCUGCCGCCAGAGGAGGCUGCUCGAUGCCGUGCUGAAGCCCGAAGUGAAGCUGCACAGAGCAGUGUGUCCUGCAGACGUCCAGCUGCUGUUGGCGAGUAAAGACGAGGAUCCUCCUGAGCAGCAGGACUGGAGAUCCAGUCUGGACCAGGAGGACCCAGCAGAGCCGCCUCACAUUAAAGAGGAAGAGGAGGAACUCUGGACCAGUCCGGAGGAAGACCAGCUGCGAGGGCUGGAGGAGGCUGAUAUCACCAAGUUCACAUUCACUCCUGUCCCUGUGAAGAGUGAAGAAGAGGAUGAUGAUGAAGAGAAACCUCCGUCCUCACUGCUUCAUCAGAGACAAACUGAAGAGAAGAGAGAGGCGGAGCCGUCAGCCAGCAGCUCAGCUGAGCAGAUGGAAACAGAAGCUGAUGGGGAGGACUGUGGAGGACCAGAUCCAGAGAGACAUUUAGAACCAGUCAGCGAAGACAAUUCUGUCGACUCGACUGAGACUGAUGACAGCGACUGUGACUGGACACAAGCAAACAAGACCCAAUCACACACAGACAGUCAGAAAAACAGCGAGGCCCCCGACAGUGAUGUGGGAUCCUCGGGGAAGGAGCGACCUUUCCCGUGCUCGUACUGCGGUAAAAGAUUUAGUCUCAAAGGAAACUUGAAUCGACACAUCAGAGACCACACGGGCGAGAGGCCGUUUCCAUGCACAGGCUGUGACAAGUCGUUCAAAGACAGCGGAUCGUUAACGGCACACAUGAGGUGUCACACCGGAGAGCAGCCAUACAGCUGCCUGUUCUGUGGGAAGAACUUCAGCGGGAGGGGAAACAUGACCCGACACAUGAGGAUCCACACCGGAGAGAAGCCGUUUACCUGCUCCGUGUGCAGUAAAAGCUUUCACGUAAAAGAACACCUGAACAGACACAUGAAGUACCACACGGGGGAAAAACCGUUCAGUUGCACCGUCUGCGGUAAGGGCUGUGCUCAGAAAACAGACCUGAAGAAACACAUGAGAGUCCACACCGGAGAGAAACCCUUCAGUUGUCCCUUCUGUGGAAAGUGCUGUGCUGAAAAAGGAGACUUGACCAAACACAUGAGAGUCCACACCGGAGAGAAACCCUUCAGUUGCAAUGUCUGUGGUAAGAGUUGUGCCCAGAAGGGGAGCCUCAAGAUUCACAUGAGAGUCCACACAGGAGAGAAACCGUUCAGCUGCUCAGUCUGCGGCAAAUGUUUCACAGUUACGGGACACCUGAAGAGACACAUGAAGCUGCACACAGCGGACAGUCAGGUGGCCGAGCCUGCAGACACGUAUUCAGCCAAAGUGCAACGUGAAGUUAGUACCGUGGAGCCCCUGAACACAUCAGUGCAGAUCUCACCUCCACACACCUGGUCACGCCUGGUCACACCUGGUCACGCCUGGUGGUCUGGUCUUUGUGGAGACUGGACAGAGAUCGUCCCAGCUCUGGAGCUGCCUUACCGUCCUUCUUUCUGUUCACUGGGACCAUCAGGUGCGCAGAGAAGGAGGAAAAUGUGCGCCGUGCAGCUGCUGCGGGUGUCGGUACAUGAGCGGAUCAGCGCCGCCGCUGAAGACUUUCUGCUGCAGGUGGAAAAAGGAGAAGAAGCGGCUGAAAUCCCGGCGCUGAGAGCGCUGCUCACCGAGCGGCUAACGGCGGCUGCGGAGGAGAUCGUCGGUCUGUUGGAGGAAACCGUGGCGGAGUAUGAAGACAGAGUCGAGCGGUCAGAGCGGGAGAUCUGCCGCCAGAGGAGGCUGCUCGAUGCCGUGCUGAAACCCGAAGUGAAGCUGUACAGAGCAGACGUCCAGCUGCUGUCGGCGAGUCAAGACGAGGAUCCUCCUGAGCAGCAGGACUGGAGAUCCAGUCUGGACCAGGAGGACCCAGCAGAGCCGCCUCACAUUAAAGAGGAACAGGAGGAGCUGUGGACCAGUCAGGAGGGAGAGCAGCUCGGAGGUCUGGAGGAGGCUGAUGUCACCAAGGUCACAUUCACUCCUGUCCCUGUGAAGAGUGAAGAAGAGGAUGAAGAGAAACCUCCGUCCUCACUGCUUCAUCAGAGACAAACUGAAGAGAACAGAGAUUGUGUGGAGGCGGAGGACUGUGGAGGACCAGAACCAGCCAUAAUCUGUAAUCCAGAAAGCCAUUUACAAGCAGAUGUUGAUUACAAGACAUCAGAAUUUUCUGUGGCUGAGAUUGAAGUCAGCUGUGACGACUGGGAAGAGAGCAGAGAGCCUCGGUCAGGUUUAAACCCUCUGAAAAAUAAAGAAGACGCUGUCAGUGAUCAGAGGUGCGACUCUCAGGAGAAACCGUUCAGCUGCUCCGAAUGUGGGAAGAAAUUUACCAAAAACAGAUUUCUGGAGACGCACAUGAGAAGACACACAGGGGAGAAACCGCUGAGUUGCUCAGUGUGUGGGAAAAAAUAUACGAUAUACAGAUAUCUGAUCCAGCACAUGUCCGUCCACAGCGGGGACAGAAGACACAGCUGCAGCAUCUGCAACAAAAGGCUCGUCUGGCACUCAGGAGUCGAACGGCACCACUGUGAUCGAAGUGAGUGUGACAAAAGGCUUUGUUACAGCCACCGUCUGAAAGACGGAGGGGCUCACCCUGAGGACAGUCUGUUCAGUUGCUCAGUUUGUGGUAGGAAGUUUACACAAAGGGGAUAUCUGAUCCAGCACAUGGCUCGUCACACAGGGAAGAUCCGAUUCCGCUGCUGCGUUUGCGACAGAAGAUUCGCUUGGCGUCACGAGCUCAAGAGCCACGAGUGUGUCGGAGAUUCGUCACACCUCGACCAAAGCCGGACCGAGGGGGGCGGCCGCUCGGCUGAACACGUGGAGACAGCGGCCGGUUCAGAGGACCGCGGCGGAUCGGAUUCUGACGACAAGACCUCGGACUCUUCUGAACCUGAGACUGAGGUCAGAAGUGAUGAGAGCGGAGAGCCUCGGCCAGGUUUAAUAUCUGUGACCAAUCAAGAGCCUGUCAGUGAUGCGGGAAGCAGCGCUGAUAACAAAUCAUUCAUCUGCUCUGAGUGCGGCAAAGCAUUCUGCGGUGAGGAGAACCUGAAGGUCCACAUGAGAACUCAUGCAGGAGAGAAACCUUUCAGCUGCUCAUUUUGUGAGAAAGGGUUUACUCAGAAAGGUUAUCUGACCAACCACACGACCGAGCACAUGGACGAGAAACGCUUUCUGUACUGCGUGUGUGGCAAACGAUUUGCCUGGCGCUAUAAUCUAAAAAACCACAAGUGUGUCGGUGAGAUGUCCCAGAUUCCUCCGAGUCAAAGAGAGGAGAACCGAGCGGCAGAGCCCCCCGCAGGCGGCUCCUCCGAACUUCAGACUGAAGUCAGUGCCGACGGUUGUAACGAGACCAGAGGAUCACAGUCGAGGUUAAACUCUCCAAGAAAUAACCAAGCCCCCGAAGGUGACGCUGCAGAGAGGCCGUUCAGCUGCUCUCAGUGUGGCAAAAGAUUUCGCCGCAAGAAAAAUCUGCAGGAACACACGAGGAUUCACACAGGAGAGAAACCGUACGGUUGUUCAGUCUGUAUGAAAUACUUUUCAUGCAGCGGAUCGUUACGAAAACACCUGAGAAUCCACACGGGAGAGAAACCGUUCAGCUGCUCUGUGUGUGGAAACCGGUUCACUGAAAGCGGACAUCUGAAGGUGCACAUGAGGACGCACACAGGAGAGAAACCGUUCAGCUGCUCUGUGUGUGGAAACCGGUUCACUGAAAGCGGACAUCUGAAGGUGCACAUGAGGACGCACACAGGAGAGAAACCGUUCAGCUGCUCUGUUUGUGGCAAAAGUUUUACCUGGAGGCAAAGUUUUAACAAUCACAUGAAGUAUCACACAGAAACAACUAGAGACACGUCGUAAGUGGAAGUAAACUGCAUCUAUAUUCUGGUCCUGCCUGCCUGCCAGCCCCGAAUGUCUGCAGGUGGAGGUGGAGAGUCAGCCCCACCCAUAGAGCCACAGCAGACACAUUCAUGGAAAUAUGCCAGAUUGAAGUAAAGCAGAAGUGUCCUUUGAGAUCAUGAAGAAGUUUUGGAUUUUUGUGUUGAUGGAGAUGUUCUUGUCCGCGUUGGUUCAGUGUGUGUAAAGGCUGGAGGUAAAGACAGAAGUCAAUGGAAGUGCCCUCUGUUCCACAGUUUCUACUCUUCAACACACAGAAAGUGUCCUGCAGCUCUUUGUUCUGUCUCGGUGUGGAGGUUUGCAGACUCGCCCGGCUUGUUUAACGGCUUCUCCUGCCGCUCAGUGAGAAAACCUCCGGACUUUUCAGGUGGUCGAGAUGCAGCCACAGUAAAUUAUUUCUAAAUAAAUUAUGCUAUUUAAAAUGUGUAUUUAAUAGAAGCCGACUGCACCUUUAAUUCACACAUACAGACUUCCUGAUGGUUCUGUUUAUGUCCCCCUUUGUGUCCUGCUCCAUGGUCUGAACUGUGCAUGAUGCUAACCGAGUGAGUGUCGUCAGUUACAUCGUGCUGAUUCAUGUGUAUCGGACUACGUUUCCCAGAGUCCCCUCUGUUGCCUGAGUUGUGUCGUCAGUGAGUGAGCUCUGAUGACUGCUGGACCACAGGACAGCUCCGUGACGUGUGCCUUCGCUAGCUAGUUAAGCUACCAGCUAGCUCAUCUUACAUGGACCGUACCUGUAAAACUCGCAUGUAUUUGUUUGAAAGGCGAAGCUCACCUGGCCUUGUGACGGUUUCUGCGGCUUCGCUCGCAGACCCCUCAUCUCUUUUAUUUUUGCCUUUUUCAUGAUUAAAACGAUGAUUUUCUUUUUGUACUCUGUUUUUCCUGGAUCGUAUAUUAACAGCUGUCAGUGUUUGAAUGUGGACUCAGAGUCACUAACAUGACUCACAUUCAUGGUUCUGUGUAUCCUGCAGUCAGUAAAG